AUGGCGGAGACGAAAAAACACAGAGCGAUUCACUGGAAGGCGCCCGUUUUGAUGAUGUUGCCAGCGACAGCAGGCAUCGGGCUUGCUCUUGGACAGCACUUUUACUACCAGCAUCUCAACGGCAGAGCUACUGACGGCUCCGAAACAAAGUAUUCACAAUCUAUCACCACAGGUAUAGGUACGGGAAUGGCUUUCCUGGUCCGGUCAUUCUUGGUUCUAGCCAUGGGCACUGCCUACGCUCAGCUGUUUUGGCUGCAGCUGAGGCAUAAACGGGUCACGUUCACCGAGAUUGACUCGCUCUUCACGGUCUUGACGAGCUUGAUGGAUCUGCUUCGCUGGAGGAUCUGGGUUCACCAUCCACUGUUAGCCAUCGUGGCUCUGCUGGCAUGGCUGCUUCCUUUAACAGCUGUGGUGGCACCUACGGCGUUGACAACACAUUGGUCGGAGCACUCUCGGGAGACAUAUAUAACAGCAAACGUGCCUGUCCCUGACUUCAACCGUAGUUCUUAUGCAAUCUUGGGCGCUUCGAUGACAAGUGCCUACUACAACUGGAGGGGUUCACAAUACACACUGAACAGGCUCACACUUGCAACUGCUACAGGAGGCCAGGUCCUACCCGGACCGGUUCCUGCUGUCAAUUCAUCAUACACGGUCAAUUUCUACGGUCCCUCUCUUCAGUGCCAGCCUCCGCCUGCUGACUUCAACCAAAGCUUCCAAACCCUCAUCAAAGGCUUGGAACAGGGCAAGCUUCUCUACCAGCAAAUUCUCUAUCUUUCCUGGCGACCCAAUGCCACUGAUAAUUUGCCUUGGUUAGAAACGUUGCUUGAGGACGGCUUUGCAGAAAGCGGUGGCUCUCUUAUCGGGCCUGCUGAUCAACCCGCGACAUUAUACUUCGCAUUCGGCCAGCCACAUUCGCUCGCCCUGCUUGAAUGCACCAUGAUGAACGCAUCGUAUGUCGUGGACAUCUCGAACUCGGAUGGCAUCCAGACCCAACAGGUGCGUGAGGUAGCUUCUCACGGGGCCAUUACCACGAUCGCCGGGUACCAGACUGCUGCCGAUGAUACUAUGCGUAAAAUAAUGGCAUAUCAGUCAAUAUUGGCAUCCUUUUUUGGCAUCCUACAAGGAAGCAUCAGACAUCCUCAGUCAGCCGACACCAAUACCUGGUCAACUGACACGACACAGAUCAUGGCGACUUCGCUCGGGCUGACAGAUGAGCUUUACCCCAUCCUCACCGAGUCUGACGAAUUGACCGACUACACGGCAGUGGCCGAGCCUGAUGUAGCAGCAAGUGGAAAGCCAUUCGCUCGAUCUGCGGAAGAGUUGUUCCAGAAUAUCACUUUGAGUCUGAUGGCUUUCGAGCGGUACAGGACGAAUUUUAGCAACACCGAGCAAAAGCACACUUCAACUAAUGUCACGGUAUUCUCGCCAUACAUUGUGUACCGAUACUCACCGAAAAAUCUCAUUAUUGCAUAUGCUAGCGCUGCGGGUGUAUGUCUGGCGAUCAUCGUCAUUGGCAGUAUAGUGCUGUUCACCUCCGGAAAAUCGUUUACCAACAACUUCACGACUGUCAUGAGAACGACAACCAAUCCCAAGGUUGAGGCGCUAUUGACACGGGAUGACAAAGACGGCAGAGACCCCUUACCGAAGCACAUCGCUCGAGCGACUUUCGACUUCACACUUAACACCAUCGUGUCCGAAGAUUCUCUAUCGGGCUCCGUGCAUCCAAAAGUGGAACCACAGAUGGUUGAACACAUACCCAAGGUUCCCAUGGUCAGAGCAAAGUCGCUUCCAGCACGAGAGCCGAGAAGCAUGUCAGCAAUGGAUGAGGCUCUGCGAAGCAGUCAGCCUGAGGCACCAGAGUCGAAUGAGAUCAGUGAUGGAGGUGAACCGGUCAACAAUGAAGCGCCUAACCCUGAGAGCAAUGUAAACCGGACGUUACAUCGUUCGACUUGGUAA
This is a messenger RNA of Exophiala dermatitidis NIH/UT8656, 1956 nucleotides long. RefSeq lists its product as uncharacterized. The record is from RefSeq and is a predicted model, not a curated record. NCBI's taxonomy places the organism in Eukaryota, Fungi, Ascomycota, Eurotiomycetes, Chaetothyriales, Herpotrichiellaceae. The coding region runs from base 1 to 1956 and encodes 651 amino acids. The transcript is spliced from 2 exons.